Monosiga brevicollis MX1 is the source of this 2611-nucleotide messenger RNA. RefSeq lists its product as uncharacterized. Gene Ontology annotation, cellular component: endoplasmic reticulum. Gene Ontology annotation, molecular function: protein O-acetylglucosaminyltransferase activity. NCBI's taxonomy places the organism in Eukaryota, Choanoflagellata, Craspedida, Salpingoecidae. Bases 11 to 2611 code for a protein of 866 amino acids. The record is from RefSeq and is a predicted model, not a curated record. The transcript is spliced from 17 exons. Gene Ontology annotation, biological process: protein O-linked glycosylation via mannose.
GGUGGUUGCCAUGUGCCUGGGUCUGGCGCCUCAAGCUUCCCCCAAGGUACGCAUGGCUCGAGCCAUUCGUGCUGCUUUUCCCAGCGGCAUGCCCGACCAUUUUCAUGGCCCUAUUAGCCGCGAAGAAGUGGUGCACCGCAUCGCCAAUACCAGCGACAAUCCCGAGGUUGGCACUUUUUUGUUGCGAGUCAAGGAACCGCAGACCCAGGGCCAGGAGGUCGUCUUUUGCAUCUCCUCGGUCGUCGAGAGCAGCUCUUCUGGCAAGCCUCUAGGCCAGCGCAUCCUCCACUUUCUCACCUUCUUUGAUUCCAGAGGCAGAUUCCGGGUUGUUGGCCGCGCCAAGGGCCAAAACACAGAUCAGGUGUUUUUGUUCAAUGACAUGGAGGAGGUCCUCGAUCGCUGCGACUCGAGCAGUAACGGCACCUUCUUCAACACACCCCUAACACACCCCGUCGUCUGUGACUACCGGGAGCUUGCUUCCUUCCGCGAUGAACUCAACUUGCUCUUGGCCCCUCUUACCGUGGUCAUCACUUCGGGCAGCACGCAUCAUGGCGCAAGGAAUACGGGCACGGGCUCGAUGACAGAGCAACCCCCAGCCCUGUUUGAUCGUCCAUCAAAGGAAAAUUGGCACGUUAUGCAAGGCGGGCGGGACCUGCCCGCUCGCUCACGCUCAGGAACCCAAGUUCUCCCGCGGUCGGACACACAAACCCGGCCGCGCUCAGAAACCCAAAUUCGGCCGCGCUCUGAAACCCAGUUUCGCCCCCGCACGGAAACCCAAUUUCGCCCAUCAUCCAUGACACUGAACCCGUCUUUGCUUCAGGACGACGACACAUACCUUCUACCUGUGGCUGACACUACCAAUCUGCCGUCUUCCUCCCCGCCACUUGGAAACGCACACUUGAACUCUUUGGAUGAAACAGAUGCUGACGUGUAUGGAUUUGAGCUUCCGAGCCUUCCGCCCGGAACAGCUGCUCAUAGUACAUAUGCGCAGGUGGACACGCACCCACCACCGGUGCAGACAAUUGUUAUGAAUAGCCCUCAAAGCACGGCCUACGUCAAUGCAGUGAGGUCGCCCGCCUAUGUUAAUCUCGCUGAUCAGGGCGUCAACGAAGCCGUUCAACUGCCGCAUGGUCCAGCCGUCGCAGACUACGCAGCUCUGCAAAACCACCUCAUCUAUGAAAAAAGCGCUGAUGAGGAUCACCGCUCCUGCGCCUUUGAUCAUCUGUGCUAUGAUCGCAACGUGGACCAAUUUGUAUUUCUUCGGGGCCCAGAUUCGCUGGCCAUUGGGCUAUCUCCGCGCGGGCCCGAACCUCUCAUCUCCCUCUCCUCGGUUGAGCGACACAACGUGCAACACUGGGACUUUGUGGAUGUGGAUGUGGAUUACUUGAGCACCGUGUCCAACGAUGAUAUCGAGCUUGUCACGGUGCCGGCCCUGCUCUAUCGGCGUUUCAAGCCCGACAAUAUUAUGCACGCCCUUCACGACGACAUGUUGCCCCUCUUUGCCACGCUCCUCGAGACAUGGGGUGUGGGUCGCCAGGACGUGCAGCUGGUCGCAUUGGAUCCGUUCCCUUCGGUGCUUGGCACGUCACCUCUGCUGGAUCAUCUGACCACAAGACCGGCCCUCCAUCUUCGCGACCUGUCCCCGCAAACCCGCUUUGUCUGUUUUCAACGUGCGCACAUGGGUCUGAGCAAGCGCACGACUUGGUACGACUACGGAUUCUUCCAGCCUCAAGGCCCCUUACCCGAUCAGACUAACAGGCCCAAACUCCAGAACAAAGUUCCCGACUCGGGAAUCAUUCAAGCCUUUGUACGCCUGAUCCGACACAGGCUUGGACUGUCGGAUCCAGGACCUGUGUUACCUUCCGCCCGAGUCAAAACCGUGGCCAUAUUUUCACGCACACGCAACCGUUUCAUACUCAAUGAGAAAGAGCUCAUGCAGUCGUUGCGAACGCGCUUGCACGCCAACGUGCGCCUUGUUCGAAUGGAAACGAUGAACUUUACCGAGCAGGUUGAAGCCUUGUCCUCGUGUCAUGCCGCCAUUGGAAUGCAUGGCUCUAUAUUGAUUAUGAGCCUUUUUCUACCGCCGCGCGGCAAGUUCGCCGAGCAUUUGGGGCAGCAGACGGUGCUCAUCGAGCUGUUUCCUUUUGGCGUGGAUCCCUCCCAUUACACGCCCUAUCAAGUCUUGGCAACGCAGCUUGGUCUGGGUCUAACCUAUCGUGCCUGGAAUAAUACGCAAGAGGCAUGGACACUCACCUACCCAGACCGUUCGCCCUCCAUGGGUGGGCUUCGACACUUGUCGCCCCAUCGUCAGAAAGAGAUUAUGGGAACGCCAUACGUUCCGCCACACACAUGCUGCUCGGAUCCGUAUUGGCUUUAUCGCAUCUAUUCUGAUACACAUGUGGAUGUGCCGUGGGUCAUUGACACGCUGCAAGACAUUUGGGACUCUAAGCUGCCGGAACAAUCGUCAAAUGCCAUGCUGCCGCUGGGUCCAGUUCUCCCACCCGUGGUGCCCAGCGCACCGCGCCACAUUGAGUGUGCUCGACUCAAGUCACCGGGCCUGGACACAAGCUUGAAUUUACUGACGGAUGAGACAUUGCCAUUGCAGUCUUGA